Molecule: messenger RNA, 1131 nt
Organism: Lathyrus sativus (Indian pea)
Lineage: Eukaryota; Viridiplantae; Streptophyta; Magnoliopsida; Fabales; Fabaceae
Source: the annotation of a GenBank genome assembly
AUGGCACCUCCAUUGCAGAUCCUUUCAACGAACAGCAACAACAACGUGGUUCACCCAAUUUCAAUACCGGUUCAAAACCAACACUACAAUGGUGUUAGGGAAGUUAAGCAUUAUAAGAAAUGGUUUCCUUGGUUGAUACCGUUCUUUGUUGUUGCUAACGUCGUCGUUUUUGUUGUCACUAUGUAUGUUAAUGAUUGUCCUAAUAAUUCGGUUUCUUGUAUUGCUCGGUUCCUCCGUCGGUUCUCGUUUCAGCCUCUUAAAGAAAAUCCGCUACUUGGUCCUUCUUCGUUGACGCUACAGAAGAUGGGGGCUCUUGAUGUGAACAAAGUGGUUCGCGUGCACCAGGGUUGGCGUCUCAUCACUUGUAUGUGGCUACAUGGUGGAGUUUUCCAUCUAUUAGCAAAUAUGUUGGGUAUUCUAUUCAUUGGAAUUCGGCUUGAGCAAGAAUUCGGGUUUGUGCUUAUUGGACUGCUAUUUGUCAUAUCCGGAUUUGGAGGCAGUUUGCUUUCCGCUCUUUUCAUUCAGUCAAACAUUUCUGUCGGUGCUUCUGGUGCACUCUUCGGGUUGCUAGGAGGAAUGCUAUCAGAGCUCAUUACUAACUGGUCUAUGUAUGAUAAUAAGUUUGCAGCAUUUUUCACACUUGUGAUCAUCAUUGUUAUCAAUCUUGCAAUCGGGAUUCUCCCGCAUGUGGACAACUUUGCUCAUAUUGGAGGCUUUCUUACAGGGUUUCUUCUCGGAUUUGUGUUUCUGAUACGUCCUCAGUUUGGAUGGGUAAACCAACGAUAUGCUCGUGUAGACUAUUCUCCAACACGUGCUAAGCCUAAAUUCAAGAAAUAUCAGUGCAUAUUAUGGGUCCUCUCCUUGAUCAUUUUAAUUGUUGGGCUUUCUGUUGGACUGAUUGCACUGCUCCGCGGCGUUGAUGCAAAUGAUCACUGCUCCUGGUGCCAUUAUUUGUCCUGUGUUCCAACUUCAAAAUGGAGCUGUCAUACCGAAGCAGCAUAUUGUUUGUCAAACCAGCUUGGCAACCAGCUGAAUGUAACAUGCUCGAGCAAUGGUAAAUCCAGUACAUACCUCAUGCCAGAUCCAACUAGUUCGCAGAUUCAGCAAUUGUGUACUCAAAUUUGUAAUUGA